Fusarium odoratissimum NRRL 54006 is the source of this 1571-nucleotide messenger RNA. Its product is annotated as solute carrier family 25, member 46. The transcript is spliced from 2 exons. Lineage: Eukaryota; Fungi; Ascomycota; Sordariomycetes; Hypocreales; Nectriaceae. Gene Ontology annotation, molecular function: L-ornithine transmembrane transporter activity. Gene Ontology annotation, biological process: mitochondrial L-ornithine transmembrane transport. The record is from RefSeq and is a predicted model, not a curated record. Bases 384 to 1286 code for a protein of 300 amino acids.
AGAAGAUGCCGAUAAGAGUGUCGGGAAAUUAUAGUACAGAGACGGUAUGAUUCCCCACGAUUUCCAUCAGUAUCUGACGGGCUCUUCCCCGAACUUUACUUGUACUGUGGUAUCUCAACACCGACAGUCCGGGCUCCGUUACCGGCUUUGUAAUGCUAGCACGUCAUUUGCCGAACGCCCUCCGCGAUAAAUCAACCCCGGAUUGCGAUAUCGAUUCGCGCGCCCUAAGUCUGGUUCUCUUAUCUUUUUCUCCCCCUUUGUUGUCUUAUCUCUGGCGAGCUUCACCUACUUUUUUCUUGCCUUUUUGCUGUUGAAAGGUUCAUUGCUACCCGAAGAGAAAGGAAGGACAAAGGUGUUUGUGAUCACCCCGCCAAAUUGAAGAGAUGGACGCUCUUGAGCUGGAGACGGCCAAGCAGAGCCCUACAAUUGAGACGGCCAAGGAUCUUUUCUCUGGUGCUGUUGGAGGAAUUGCACAGGUCUUGAUUGGUCAGCCCUUUGACAUUGUCAAGGUCCGACUCCAAACUACAACGCAAUACUCCUCUGCCAUCAACGCCGCCACCACAAUCUACAAGAACGAGGGUGCCCUCGCCUUUUACAAGGGAACGCUUACACCACUCAUCGGUAUCGGAGCCUGUGUUUCCGUUCAAUUCGGUGCCUUCAACGCCGCGAAGCGCUGGUUCCAAACUCGCAACAACGGAGCCGAACUGUCUUAUCCUCAAUACGGUGCCGCGGGUGCGUUUGCUGGCGUCUCCAACUCGGUCCUCUCAGGUCCCAUCGAGCAUAUCCGUAUCCGCCUUCAGAGCCAGCCUCAUGGCGCCGGUCGUCUAUACGAUGGUCCUGGUGACUGUAUUCGUAAACUCGGAGCUCACAAUGGUGUUCUGAGUGGCAUCUACCGCGGUCAGGCUGUCACCAUCUGGCGAGAGGCUUUCGCCUACGGUUCCUGGUUCACUGCCUUUGAGUAUAUGAUGAACUCGGACGCUGCUCGCAAUAAGAUCGACCGCAAGGAUAUCCCUGCUUACAAGAUUGCUCUUUACGGUGGUCUUGCUGGCGAAGUUCUCUGGCUUUCCAGCUAUCCCUUCGAUGUCAUCAAGAGCAAGAUGCAGACCGACGGCUUCGGUGCCAACCAAAAAUACGCCACUAUGCGAGAUUGCUUCGCAAAGACUUGGCGAGCCGAGGGGGCGGCUGGCUUCUGGAAGGGUAUCGGACCUACCCUGGCGCGAGCUAUGCCUGUCAGCGCGGGAACUUUCAUUGUUGUCGAGAUGACCAUGCGAGCUCUUAACAGCUAAACAAAAGCGAACAGUGCGGAAAACAGAAUCUGGUUGAUCUUUUGAUGCAAUAAAACGUAUUGGGGGGUUCAAUGGUUAGAACAAAAAGGGAAAUGAUAUUUUUAGAAGGUCACGGAGAGAUUCAACACGUGAGGCACGAGCGAUAGACCUUGGAGAAAGGCAUCGAAUGCGUGAUAAUAUACCCAAUCUUAAUCUAUUUCGUUUUACCACCCUACGUUCUCGUUGUUCUCUACACGACGCUGCAGAAUGUUUCUUGCGCCUUGCGGUGAUAACCCUUCAAGAUGG